UGAAAUUCUAAAAUAAUAGCAUCCAAUUUGAAAUACAUAUACUAUCACGUUACAAUCAGGUAAUGGUUUUUUGAAAGAAAACAAAUUAUAUUAUAGCAAUCAAACAUAACAAAGUUCCCACAAACACACAACGCCAAACCUUCCUAUGAGGCUCCGCAUAACCAAACGGCUCUCCCACUCUCUGACUAGACGCAUAUAUAAUAGACAACCUUAAAGAGAGUGAGACUAUUCGCUAACCAUGUGAGAGUUUUGAAGCUUUUACCAGUCAUACAAGUCUAAUCUCUUCCACCCACAAAACUAUCCUGAACAAUGAAAAAGCAAACUAGCAACCUACCACUAUUGUUCACAAAAAUAACAAAAAUGAAGUAAUUAACAGAAAUGAAAUAAACGUGAAAGAAAUAAAAUGUCUUAAGACCUCCAGCCUUUCUUAUUCCCACGUGCUGAGAAAGGAUAGGGAUCAGAUAUGUGUUUUGCUCGAACAUGCUGUAUCUCCAUUUCCUCCCUAUCGGGUGGCUUCCUGAUUCCUCCCCACGUCUGCGCUUCUAUUCAAGCCCCAUGGCAAAGUUCCGCCCUCCAAAGGCUUACUUGCUUGUCCUCUACAUUGCCUCCGUUAUUAGCCUGGUCAUUAAUGUUGUUUCCUUUGCACGCUGGGACGUGACAUUUGUUCUCCCUCAACUGCACUCCCCCUUUUGCUGCCCGAAGCCACGGACCAAACAGCCUCUCCCUGGCUAUCUCGUUUUCCACCCUCUUACGAGGACAAUGACUUUUUGUGUGUCCUAUUAUCCCACACAGGAAACAAAAACUGGGCACUUUCUCAUAACGAAAUUUAACACAAAAGUUAAUUCUUUCCUCCUUUUGCAAGAUAGUUUUCUUUUCAGAGGUUUUCCUAGAUCAAUCCUAACACGAAUCCUCAUAAAGGAUUCUAUUUUUCAGAAAAGUUGCGACUUUUAUAAAGAGCCCAAAAAAUCCCUUUGCAUUCCGCAUUAGCUAGGGUAAAGCAUCUUACCGGAAUGUCAUGGACUUUUGAAUCCAUAACUCAGCUCUAUUCAGUGGAACGAACAUAGGAAGAUCUCCUUCUUUUAAUCUACUCAUAACAACAGGUUCUCGUAAAAAAUCCACGGUCCCUCAUAUGCUACUCUAUUGAUACCAUCUUCAUCAUAAAAUCUGGUAAAAAUGGUAACGCCCUUCACAGAUUUCCAUACAGAUGUCAUAAUAUCCCGAAUAUUAGUAAAAUGUAUCGAAUUUUCCGACGUGAUUGUUCCCACCAGGGCCAGAUUGUGGCUAGAAGAGCUCUGUGCCAUAGGUUCCACGACCAGGAAUUCAUCUCCAUCUUCCAUCUCCACUUGUCCGUAUGCCUGUGUGGCGGCUGUGCUAAAGCUUCAAUUUCUUCUUGGUUGUAUCCCUCCGCCAUCUCAUCUAGAAAAAUAGUUAUCGGAUUUCCAAAGCAAGAAAACCGCUGAGCCGCUACCGUGAAAGAGUUGAUUGUGAGAAAUCCGUCGACGCGGGUUGCUUCGAAUCGACGGAGCCGCCUGGUUCAAUUGAGUCACCGAUGUUCUUCUGUCUCGAAACAGGCAGCCAAAGAUCGUUGCCAUGGAAUUGUCGUGGAAGAAAAACUGUGCAAAACGAGUUAUGAGGCCAACCUCAACCCUAGCAAUGUCUCUAGGUCCUUUUACAAUCAGGUCAUGGUAAAACAUGAUAAUAAUCAUUCCUAUUUAAGAAAUAAAAACUUAACAAUCAUAUUAUAAAAUUCAUAAGCAUUUUUACUAUUAUCUAAGACAAUUCUUUUUUAAUAACUUUAAAAACCGAAUUAGAUGUAUCUAUCUAUACAUGGAAAUAAAAUUGUGGGAUCCAUAUACCUUUUGUGUGUAUUUGAUGAGACUCGGGCCCGCCCGGGUGAUAAUGUGAAAUUAAUAGGUUAACUCGAUUUUUUUGAAAGGAGGUUCACUCGAUAUUAAGCAUCAUCAUCAUCACCGCAGUGCUGCAAAGGCUCCCACCUAUGGUGGGGUAAGGGAUGUUGGAUGUACGCAGUCUUACCUCUGUACUAAAGCACAAAGAGAUUGUUUCCAGAUGACCCAUAGUGAAAAUCAUGUCGAGAAUUGCAUUGACUGACCGCUUCUUCAUAACAAAGAAACGCAGACAAUUUAGUGAGUCAUUUUACUUUAUUGCAUCAUAUUCCUAAGCCAAAAAUAAUGUCUUUACCUCCAUUGUAAAUAGGGAUGGACCCGGGUCAGUCCGGUUCUGGUUCCGGGCCCGGGCGGGCUUUUUUUGCAAAAUGUUGGGUCCGGAACCGGCCCGGAUUGAUACCGGGUCCGGGUGUAACCGGGUCGGGCCGGGCCGGGCCAGGCCCGGGUCAAGUUCAA
Cuscuta europaea is the source of this 2360-nucleotide messenger RNA. Lineage: Eukaryota; Viridiplantae; Streptophyta; Magnoliopsida; Solanales; Convolvulaceae. The record is from the annotation of a GenBank genome assembly.